AUGACUGCAAAUCUAUUAAACAGUGGUGAAUCCUCAGAAAAUAAUAAUCAUAAUCAUAAUAACAAUAACAACAAUGCUAAUAACCCUACAGCACCAGUCCCACCAAAAUCUAAAAGAUCAAGAGAUGGUUGUCAAAAUUGUAAAGAAGGUCGUAUAAAAUGUGAUAAAUCUAAACCAAUUUGUAAAGUAUGUCUAAGGAAAGGUUUAACCUGUGAUUAUUCAAAGAAAUUAAUGUGGAUAUCAGUGGAAAAAUCAGACUCAAGACAUCCAUCCUUCAAAAAUAAAAGAACAAACAGUAAAUCAAAUACACCAAAGGAUCAAAGUAUAGAUGGUAUUAAACAAUCCAAAUCUAUAACGCCUGAAAAUAUACCUCAACAACAAAUAAUAGAUGCUGAUGAAGAACUUGAUAUGUUAGACACUUCAGAGGAAUAUCAAUUAUUAUCACCAUCAGAUCAAGUAAUACAGUAUAAUAAAUCAAGAAAUUCAAGUUUAAGUAGUGUACAAAGUUAUUAUAAUGAAGAUGGUGAAAUUGAUGAAUUAAGUGAUGAAUUUCAAGAAAGUGUACAAUUAGAUUUAGAUACAAUUUCUCAUCAUGGUUUAAUGAAAUUAGAUCACCAAAGGAUUUUGGAAACUCAAAGAAAUUUUUCAAUGACUUAUCAAACAUUUCCAAGAGAAAUUUUUAAUAUUUUCCAAAGUAAAGAUACUCAAAAUAUUUUUAGUCAUUAUUUAUUUGUUACAUGUAUCGCAAUAGAUCCAUUAAAUGGUGCUGGUCCUCAAAAUAUUUCUGAAAAAUUCUUUGUUCCAGUUGCUGUUAAUGAUCCUGCUACAUUACAUGGUAUACUGAGUAUAUCUGCAAGUCAAUUAUCUUUUUCAAAUCCAGAAUAUAAAAGAUUAUCACUUUUACAUAAAUCAUUAUCAUAUAAACAUCUUUAUGCAUUAUUGAAAGAUGAAAAAGAAUCCGUUAGUUUAAAUGCCUUAUCUGCAAUCAUUUGUCAUCUUUCAAUUGAAAUUAUACAAUCAGGUUUACAAAAUUGGCCUUUCCAUAUAAAAGCUUUAAGAAAAAUUGUUCAAGAACGUAAAAAAAGAAAAAUUAAAGAAGAUCAAUUAACUUGGUUUUUAUAUUUAAGAAUCGCAAGAUAUGAUAAUUUUGCAACUUUAACAACUGGUGAAAAACCAUUAUUUAAAGAAUUUAAUUCUUCAGAUUUUAAAACUUUAGAUCCUUUAAUUCAAAAUUUUGAUUGUGUUUUUGGUUGUCCAACAACUGUUUUAUUUUUUUGUUCAGAAUUAACAUAUAUUGGUAAAACAAUAUUUGAUUCUAAACAAACAGGAAAUUUUGUAUCGUUAUCAAAUCAUUUAGAAUCAAUUGGAUAUUCUGAAAUUAUAUUGAAAAAAAGAUUAAAUAAAUUAUUGAAAAGAUCAAAAUCUCCAAUUAAUUCAUCUGAUUGGGAUGAGAUUGAAAAAAUGUGGAGCUCAACAAUGAUUAUUUUAUUUCAUCAAUCUCUUUAUAAUAAUGUUGAUAAAGAAAUUUUAAAUCAAGAAAAAAUUACAUUCUUCAAUGCUUUACAAGAAUUUGUUAAAUUUGAUAGUUUUUUCUGUUCAAAUCUUUUAUGGCCAUUAUUAAAAAUUUCAACAGGAUUAAAUUCAAAUAAUGAUAGAAUCUUUGUUAAAGAUACAUUACAAUUAUUUUUUGACAAGACGAAUAUUGGUGCUUUUAAAGGUGUUUUGAAAAUUGUUGAUGAAUUAUGGGAACUUAUGGAUAAUGGAAAAUAUAAUGAACCUUAUGAUUGGUGGAGAUAUCAAGAUGAAAAAUGUUGGAACAUAUUCUUAGCUUGA
Messenger RNA from Hansenula ciferrii, 1833 nucleotides. RefSeq names its product Zn(II)2Cys6 transcription factor. The transcript has a single exon. Gene Ontology annotation, cellular component: nucleus. Gene Ontology annotation, biological process: positive regulation of transcription by RNA polymerase II. The record is from RefSeq and is a predicted model, not a curated record. Gene Ontology annotation, molecular function: zinc ion binding; transcription cis-regulatory region binding; DNA-binding transcription factor activity, RNA polymerase II-specific. Lineage: Eukaryota; Fungi; Ascomycota; Saccharomycetes; Phaffomycetales; Wickerhamomycetaceae. The coding region runs from base 1 to 1833 and encodes 610 amino acids.